GUGUGUCCGUCUGUCGGUGCGAUGUCGGCGGCUACAGCUUCUGUGGCAGACGUGUCCAGGACCGAGGGAACACGCAGAGAUGGAGGUCGACGCCAGAAUAACUCAGGUCAGGCCCAGGCCCAGUGCAGACCCAUGCCACUGCCUGCCCUGGGAACCCAGAAGAUCAUACAGGGCAAUGGCACCAAUGUGGGCACAGUCAUAUCGCUGCAUUGCCCGGCCAAACACCGACUGGUGGGGAGAGAGCUAACGUGUGUCAUGGACGUCAACAGCACCCACUGGGACGGAGAAAACUACUGUGCACCUCUGGCUCCCUACGAGGGCCAUGGUUUCCGUGUGGCCGUGAUGGCGUCCAUUGUGAGCUCGGCCAUUAUCCUCCUCAUGUCCAUGGCCUUCCUCACCUGCUGCUUGCUCGACUGCAUCAAGGAGGACAAAAGGAAAAAGCAGGAGACUGAGUCAGAAACGUGGCAAUGGGAGGAGCCGACUCAACACCAGGGGGACAACAGGUCUCACUACAGCCACAAAGGCAGGAACAACAACAACAACUCCCAGGAGAAGACGCUCUCUCUCUGGGACUCUCACAACCCAGCCGGGUGUGACAACAUGCAGGCCUGCAGAUGUCAUCAGGAGUACAGCUACGGACUCGUCUGCACAUAUGGCCACACUGCUCCGCUCGCUGCUCUGCCCGGGCACGGCUACGACCAGCCUCUUUUACCACGGAAUCCAGAACCUGUGCAGAUCUCCGGUCCACCCCAGUACCCUGGACCUCCUGCCGCCUCCUUUCAAACUGCGAGGCCUGGUGUGGUGUGGCAGUACGGGAGACAGGAAAGCAGCUCUGCACCUGCAGAGGAGAGCCACACUAGGAAUUUAAACCCUGCCAAAGACUUCUCCAUAAGGAUUAUAUCAGUGUGAGGACAUGUUGCACAGGAGGUGAAUGUCGUUUAAUGACCAAAUAUGUACAUCAGUGUUAUCAAUGAGGACUAUUGGAAGUGAUAACUCAACAUUUAUGUGUGAACUUCUACAGUGUGAUGGCUUUACAGGCUCAGACGAACGUGCCUUUUGUAAACUGUAAUGGCACACUGCCCUCUGUCUGACAAGAGAGGUCAGUGCACCUCCAGGACACCAGCCUUGUUGGAAGACACGCCCUGUAAUUAGAAGCUUCUUGACCUCGAUCGACCUUAAAUGAAAUGGUUGCGAUGAGGUUUGCGUUUGAGGUGUUUAUGGGGACAUGUAGUUCACAACACACUGAAAGCGGGUGAGGAGGUUCUCUGAAAAAUGUCCCUUUUCCCUGCAGGAGGAGAGCAGUUGGAAGGCACUGGACACUGUUUGUAAAUAUAAAUUUCUCAAGGAAUGUCAAUCAAUUAAAGACAAUCUGUUGCAAUGCAAAGAGAGCAGUCAUGUUUCUUCUGAUGAGGCACGGAUGCAAACUCACAAGUCGACUUGAUGCAGCGGCUGCAGUGCAGUGGUUUCCACUGGUCUGUGUA
Molecule: messenger RNA, 1481 nt
Organism: Limanda limanda (common dab)
Lineage: Eukaryota; Metazoa; Chordata; Actinopteri; Pleuronectiformes; Pleuronectidae
Gene: susd3
Product: sushi domain-containing protein 3
Exons: 5
Coding region: 22-909 (295 amino acids)
Cellular component (GO): plasma membrane
Source: RefSeq, a predicted model, not a curated record